Molecule: messenger RNA, 16274 nt
Organism: Spea bombifrons (plains spadefoot toad)
Lineage: Eukaryota; Metazoa; Chordata; Amphibia; Anura; Pelobatidae
Product: dynein axonemal heavy chain 9-like
Exons: 99
Coding region: 1-16026 (5341 amino acids)
Biological process (GO): microtubule-based movement
Cellular component (GO): dynein complex
Molecular function (GO): dynein intermediate chain binding; minus-end-directed microtubule motor activity; dynein light intermediate chain binding
Source: RefSeq, a predicted model, not a curated record
AUGGAGGAACUACUGCAUUGGUUGGAAAUUAGAAUCUCAUCAUCCCUUAGGCCACGGUCAGAUGAUAUUAAAACUUUACUACAGGAUUAUACUUAUAGGAACGAUCUGUUAGAGUUCCUGAAGAAUGAGGAUGUCCAUGCUUUGUAUAUCUACUUCAAGCAUACCAAGACUUCGUUGGCAGCCUCGCUCUCUCCCCCUGAUAGCCUUCAAAACAAAUGCAUAUGUUUUAUUAAACUGGGAACUGCAUGCAAACUUUCACUGGAAAACAUAGCUAACAAUGUGAUAUCGGUGGAUUGUGCCAAAUUCCCCUUGACGUACAUUAAUAUGGUUCUUCACCAAGUUUACUUGCCACUUCUGUGCAAUGACAGCGUAAUGGCUGGAGCACAGUUCAGUGCUGACAAAAUUAUUGACAUUUUGCAUAAGUUUACUGGGAAUCUGGAGAUAAUUGCAGGUCAUGCUGAGGGUUCAAUUGUGCUGCCGGUCCCUUCCCUGGAGUUGCUGAAAAACACAUCAUUAGUCAGUAAACACGGAGCUGUGAUCCAUAUUUUGGAAACAACAAUUAUUGGCUGGAUAAAGCAAAUCAAGGUUGUCCUGAAACAUGACCCUCUCACAGAAAUUAAAACCAAGGGUCAAAAACCUGGGAUUUAUGAAGAACAGGACAUGUGGAAAAUGCAUAUCCAGACUCUUCAGUCUAUAACAGAGCAAUUAAGUUCCGUUGAGGCUACAGAUAUUGUCUCUCUGUUGGAAGAAGCGAAAAGCACAUAUGGACAUUCAAUCAAAGCUGUCUCACAGGACGUGAAGAAGGCACUUUGCCAGGCUAAAGAAAACCUGAGUUUUUUGAAAACACUACUUCAGUGGUAUGAUAAAAUGAAAUUGGCUUCAUCUGAGAAAGAAAAGCAAACAUUGUUUCUCCCAAUGUUACAUAGUUUAUUUCUGGUUUGGAAACAUUCAAGCUACUAUCAUCAAACCAAAGUAUUCUUAAAUCUUCUCAAACUAAUGUCCAAUGAGGUGGUACAGAUUGCCGGACACCUAAUAGGAAGAGAUAUCUUAGAUGCUCCUCAGGCAUACACUUUAUUAAAGGAAGCAUUAAAACUGUGCGCAACAUUUCGUGGGACUUAUCUGGAUAUAAAAGUGAAGGCUGAUGAAUAUAACACAAAGAACAUGGAGGAAAAUGAUGCACAAAUAUUUAAGAAAUCAACAGGAACUGUGGGGAAUCUACGCAUGUACGAACCCCCACAACCAAAGUUUAACAGAAAAGACUGGUUUGCAACGAAUCAAAGGAAUCUUAAAGAUGACUCCCAGGAUCGAUGGGUAGAUUCGCCGUGGCCACUACAUAAUGCCACCUGCUUCCAGAAUAUUAACAUGUUUAUGGAAAGGUGCAAUGAUGUGCUUGACUUAGUGGAGACAAUGAAGCAUUUCCAAAUUCUGAAGAACGUGGCGGCUAUAGGGGGUGCCGGCUCCUCCAGUUUGGAUGCCAUGGUGCAAGAAAUUUGGGACAUGUAUUGUGUCGCGAAAAAGACUUUUGUUAACCAAAUAGCAGAUAUUUUGACAACUGACAAAAACAGUCCUUUUGAGAGGGUAUUUUUUGACUUCAGAACUACUAUAAAGAGUCUAGAACACCAGCUUGGGGGUGUUCUGAAAACCAGUUUUCAUCAAUGUCCUACCAUUGCUUCACAGCUGAGGCUUUUAGAAGUGUUUGAAGGAAUCAGCAGACGAGAUGUUGUGAAGGAUCAUUUGAAGGACAAAGAUCAGCAUCUUGUUUCUAUGUUUAUUGAAGAACUCACUCAGGUGAAUGACUUGUACCUGGCAAUGGCCAACAAUCCUCCAUUGCAUAUUAACAUGACACCCGCCAUGAGCAAGCUGUUGUGGAUUAAAGGACUUCAUGCACGGAUUUCUGAGCCCAUGGCAAAGCUGAAAUUGGUAUCACCACUUACCCUUGAAGGAGACUGUGGCUGGAAAUUAAGACACUUGUACAAAGAGACAGAAGAAGAACUAGAGAGGUUUAGAGACCGUCACAUGAAAUCUUGGCUCGCAGCUGUGGAUAUGGAACUCAGUGAUGCUUUAAAAGUCCCUCUGUUUAGAUCAUCUGGUUUAAAACAUGAUGACGAUGAUGAAUAUCUGGAUAAAAUUGAACUAAAUCUCAAUCCAGACCUUCUAGUCUAUUUACGAGAAGCUGAAUACUUUAUGGGACCGCCAUUUUGGGUGAAGCUUCCGGAGUCUAUUCAAUCUUUAAUGAAAAGCACGGAUAUUACUAAGUUCAAAGUGCUGGUGACACGUCUCGAAACGGUAGUAUCAAAAUACAACGAAGUGAUGAAAAUGAUCACGGACCACCAGAUGGCACUGUUCGAGAAGAAAUUGUUGAAGUCCUCUGAGAUUCUGAAGGCUGGAAUGACCUUUUUCACAUGGAGCAUGGAUGAAAGUGCAGAUUACAUUGAGCUGGCCAUGUCGCAUAUUUGCACAGACCUCUAUACCAAUUUCUUCAUUGUUACAAACAAUUACAAGGUUAUUACCGACUUAUCGGCUGCAUGGUGCAAAGCAAACCUUGACAUUUUCACCUGCCGGGAUUUCAGCAGGGGCUAUUCCAUUACUGAAUUAUUAAUAAUGCAGAGAAACAUGGAGCAUGAGCUGGAAAACAUGCUUGUUUCCGAUGGCAAGAGAAUCCACAAUAUUGUUGACGAAUCCUUUGUUGCAAGCGGUAUUAGCGAAGCAUCUCCAGCUUGGCAAGACUAUAUCAUAGGCAUUGAUGACCUGAUCUUCCAAGGUCUGAAGAAAGUCACCAUCUCUAGCUUGGCUGCACUUCUGAAUACACUCUUGGAUAGUGAGCAAGUCCCUAUCCUGUGCAUUGAGGUUCAGCUGAUUAAUAAUGAAGUUGGCUUUAACCCACCUCUGGACCAGAGUACAUGUGAUACAAGUGUGAUGGAGAAUGUGGAGGAAUGGCUUAAAACAUUUCUCAUGAGAGGAUCAUGUAUAAAAGCACUGUCCUCUGCUGUCAAGGUUGGCUACCAAGAGUAUAUGUCACAAGACGAGGAAGCAUUACAGCUAAUUGGUCAUGUUCUGCAAGAGGUGCAAAAAGGUGUACUCGAGUGUCAGGCUAUGCUGGAGACAUUCUGUACUUAUGCUUACCUAUGGAAACAAGAUGUAAAUGCAGAAUUCCAAAAUUUCCUUCAGGGUAAACAAUCUGUUAAAUCUCUAACAGCUGAACAAGACAUGAAUGAUCAGGCAAAUACUGCACUAAAUGAAGCUGAAAGAACCUUCAUUCUUCCUAAGGAUUCAGCAGCCCCUAAAUCAUGCUGCCCUCUGCUGGAAGAUUUUGAUGUGGAGAUCUCUUCAUACAAGGCUGCGAGAGAUGACAUUCAAAGACUGCCAGAUCUACAGAGGUGCAAAUGGAUUCAGGUGGACUUCCGGCCUAUUAAGCAGGUUUUGAAUGCCUAUGCUCUCAAAUGGAUGUGGACCUUCACGAAAUACCUCAUUGAUCAGGCAUCAGCUACUUUAAGAAGCUUAGAUUUCUUCUUAAAAAGGGCCGAGCCGCAGAUUGAAAGCAUAUCUGGAGAUGAACGAGACACUGGAUCUUUCAUGAAAAUGAUGCGUCUUUUUAAUGAGGUCUCUGCGAAACAAGUGGAAAUGGAGGUACAGUUUACUGUGUUACAGAAGACUGUGGCACUGUUAGAGCAACAUGAGAUGGAACUUCCUAAGGACAUUGACAUCCUGUUCAGGACAAUGCCGACACGGUGGAACAGCAUGAAGACCAAAGUUUCACUUGCCAAACAGCGAUUGGGUCCUAGAAUCCAGCAGGAGGCUGACAGAGUGACACUGGAUCUUGAACGGUUUCAGCAUAAACUUGAUGUUCUGGGUCAUGAUAUUGAAACGUCUAAAGUAUACCAAUACAGCUGCUCAUCUCAAGAGGCUUUCAAGGUCAUAGAACAUUUAAGUAUAGAGGUGCAAAUUCUACAAAAUGAGGCAAAAGACCUGAAGGAAUUGCAGGAACUCCUGGAAACCACUGUUGUUGACUUCUCAAUUUUAACCAACUGUGUGGAUUUGCUGCAGAACCUCAACAUUGUAUGGCAACGUGUAGAUUCAAUCCUCAGUGAACAAAACACAUGGAAAAAAGAAGUGUGGCAGAAUAUGGACACGGAGCAGCUGUGCCUGAGGACCAGUCAACACCUAAAACUUCUGCAGUCCCUUCCAGAUGAGGUCCAAGAAUGGGACGUUUACAAACAAACCCUGGAAGCUGUUAAUAUAAUGCAUUUGACAUUACCAUUGAUAGAAGAUCUCAGUAACUCUGCGAUGAGGACAAGACACUGGAACCAGCUGGUCCGACAGACAGGGGGAAUGCUUAGGGUGACAGCCCAGAGUUUAAAGGCAUUGACACUUGGAGAUCUCCUUGCAAUGGACCUAGAAAAACACACUGCUGAUGUUAAGACAACAGUGCAAAGAGCUGUACGAGACAUGACUAUUGAAAGCUCCUUGAAAAAUUGUGAAGAAGUCUGGCUGAGCAGGGUAUUUGACCUUCAGCCUCACAGCAGGGUCAUAUUGUCUAAGACUCACAAUGAGGAGCUUGCAAGUUCUGUGUCUGGAAGUCACUACACUAAAGGAGACAUCAGCAGAAAUGCUACGGCCAGAGGUGGGAGCGUAAGGCUGAGCAGACAAUCUGAAAAAGGCCUGCACUUGUCUAAAAUGGGAGGCAGAGGAAGCACCCUGUCAUUAUAUGAAUCUCUAAAACAUUUUGAGGAACCUGGCACAGUUGUGCUUCUGAAAAGCACAGAUUCCUUGUUUGAGGAACUCGAGCAUCAUCAACUGGUGUUGACUAAUAUACAUCCAUAUGCUGAGGCUGGAUCAUUCCUAGAUGAAGUGACAAAAUGGCAGAAGAAGUUACAGAUCAUUGAGACAACCGUUCAGCUGUGGCUUUCAGUCCAGGAAAAGUGGACUCAGCUUGAAGAGGCCUUUUCAACACUGGCCUUCCGUGUGGCCAUGCCCAGAGAAGCGGCUCUUUUUGCAGAUGUACACCACCACUUUUACCGCCUGAUGAAAUCUGUGGAAGAAAAUCCAAAUAUUCUGCAAAACUGUAUGAGGAGAGGUUUAGAAUCUCUACUUGAAAUGUUGAACUACAAACUGGAACGCUGCCAGCGAGCUGUCCGGCUUAACUUAGAGCAGAAACGACUGGCUUUUCCCAGGUUCUAUUUCUUAUCUUUGGAAGAUACACUCAACAUUGUCUGCUAUGGAUAUGAUCUGGAAGUUUUAAGUGGACAUUUAUGGAAGCUUUUUCAGCAUGUGCAUAGUCUUUUUUAUUGUACCAGCAACUCAGGCUCUGACAGUCACAAAGUACUGGGAGUAAGAAGUUAUGUAGGGGAAGAAUUUCAUCUUAUUGAGCCGCUUGAAUGCAGAGGUCCCGUGGAGAACUGGUUGCCACAGCUUGUAAACAGCAUAAAGACAUCUCUUCAGCAUUACCUGCGGGCUGCUCUAGAACACAGAAAACGUGUUUUAACCGGCAGAAAAGAGAUACACAGCGCUGGAGCCCGGCGGGUAGUGAUAAGCAGACUAGUCUCCAAAGAGGAGCCUGCGUCAGACAGAAACAAUAGCGUGACACCUUCUUUAGAGCAGGAGAGUUCCGCCAUAGUAUCUGGAGAUGAUGAAAGGCUUCAGCGUAGAGCAGAGUCCCGACAUUGGGUCCUCGGUACACUGAGUGAUAUAGCCUACCUCUCCUCUCAAAUUAAAUUCAGCAGAACCUUCAAAGAAAGCUUCACUACAGCAAAUGGAUAUGACACAGAAAAAAUACAGGGCUGCCUUAAGGAUCUGACAGAAGGAAUUGAGUAUGCUGCCAAGAUAUUAAAUGAAAUUCCCCAGGAAGACAUUCAGCAGACUUCUAAAAGAGCCUCAGAAGCAGAACGAGGAAGAAAUGGGCAAGAUGAAGUAUUAAGCCUUGUAUCAGCCUUGUCAGCCGGGGAUGCUCUAAAACUCACUAAUCACAUCCUUCUUCUCUUAUAUCAGCGUGAUGUCCUUGAAAAACUCCUUUCCGAGCCAGCACCAACAUGGAAACUGAGUCAGCCAUUGAUCUAUGAUUAUGAUGACAAUUCCAUGGAUAUCCAUGUGAGGGUGGGCGAUUCUGAAAUCCUGUACGGUUUCGAAUACCAAGGAUCUGCUCAUCAUGCCCUUAUCACACCACUUACUGAAAGAGUCUUUGUCAAUGUCAUAGCUGCUUUCUCCACUGGAACCAACACAUUGUGCAUAGGCCCGCAGGGAUCUGGAAAAAAAGUGAUGGUACAAGAAUUAUGCCUUGCUCUUGGCAAGCCUCUUUUCUACUUUAACUGCACAAAAAACACAAAUUACAAUGUUCUGCAAGACAUCUGCAAAGGAUUGGCUGCUGCAGGAGCCUGGAUCAUGAUCAAUGGUCUGGAGCAGUUACCAGAAUCUAGCCUUACUCUUCUAGCGCAGUUACUUCAACAAAUUCAGACAGCAAAGCACUGUGGGAAAGAAACAGUCACUUUACAGUUGGAAGAAGUCCCUUUAAACACAGCAGGUGCUUGUAUUGCACCCAUUACAAGGGGAUUAAAUGGGACCACGCACUUGGACAACCUUCCCCAGUCAAGUAAGCUGCCCAGCUCCCUUUUGAACUGCUUUCGAAUCGUUGGAGUUGGUGGGGUUUCAACACGUUUUCUUCUGGAAGCCCAGCUACUAUUGAAAGGUUUUUCCCACGUGGCCCCUCUGGCACAGAAGCUCUCCGUCAUGUUUGAUUCAUUUGCAAAGUUAUAUAAACCGAAUCUUGCAGGAUCCAGGUCACUAGAAAACGGAGAAUGGGCUUGUUUAGCAAUCCCUGGAAUCUCUCAUCUGCUCAAUGAAGCAAGCACAGUCCUUAAGUCUCUGCAAAAAAGUCAUUUGGAGAAACAAGAAAGACCAUCACAAGAACUGUCCAGUAAUGAAGAUAAUAGUCAGCUUGCUAUGGAGGACAGAGCAGUGGUUACUGCCAUCCAUCAACACUGGCUACCACAGCUUUUACAAGAAGAGGCAGUCAUUUUAAGAUCACUGAUGGCAGCUGAAUGGCCUAAUAUAACUUAUACCUCAGAUGCUUUUACUAGAACAGGCAACGACAACAACAUUGAUGGUCUGAUCCCUGCAGUCAUUGCUGCAAAAUAUGGUUGUGGACAGCAGGCCCCCUCAUCUGAAUGUACAAAAGAAACCAGCAUCCCGAGUGCCAUAAUAAAAGCCAUAGAAAAAUGUCAUAUUUUUCCCAGCAACACAUUUGUAUCCAAAGUUUCCCAUCUGGUUCAGCUGGCACUAAAGUACCAAACAGUGGUGAUUACAGGCCCUCCAGGAUGCGGAAAGACUAAAUGUAUAAAAACAUAUUUGGAAACAUUGAGAGAAGAGAAGAAGAAGGUUAUCACUGACACUGUUUUCAUCAAUGCCCUCCAGCCAGGGCACCUGCUGGGGUUCAUGGAUGGAGCAUGGACUGACGGAUUGUUGCCAAAAUUGCUAAGAAAGUAUUGUGGCUUGCGCCCAGUUGACAGCAAUCAAGUGAAUAUCCUUCACCUGGAUGGUGAGAUUGAUGACGAUCAAAUGGUGAUUAUGCAGAGCUUGUUCUGUGGUGAAGAAUGUUUCAUUUUGGAAAAUAACGAACGCAUAAGGAUCUCUGAUUCUUUCCAACUACUCUGGGAGCUUGAAACAUUAGCCGAUGUGAGCCCUUCGGUUUUGUGUUGCAUGGGCAUCCUGGCUAUGCCAGAUACUGAUAAUGAAUGGAAGUUACCUAUCAGAAUAUGGAUCAAAACUCAAGCUGAAGAACGUCAGCAGCAGCUGCAGCAACUGGCUGACACAUUUCUAGAGCCCAGUUUGCAGUUCCUUCGAGACAGCCAGAUACUACACCAGCCAGGCAAUCCGAGCAACAGGACACUUAGAGCUAUUAUGAUUUCUGAAACGAAUGUGGCAGAGAUGUUCUGCAGAAUCUGCACGGCCUUGAUAGAUCAUGUUCCAGAGCUACUGCCUGAAGAUAUAAAGAAGUAUUUCAUAUUUUCUUCUAUAUGGUCUUUUGGAGGAUGGCUUGAUGCUCAUGAAAGGACUAUUUUCAGCAAGUGGUGGCGCAGACAUUUCAAAAACAAUAACACAUUUCCCAUGGAAGGACAGGUCUGGGACUAUCAUGUUGACACUGAUACAAGACAGUUUGUCAGAUGGCAUGACACACUUUCCUCCUAUUUUGUUAGUCAUGGUCAAAGCAUGGCCUCCGAGUCAUUUGUUCACACAGUACACAGUGAGCCAAUAUUGUACCUUUCAAGCCUCUUGAUAAUGACAGGAUGUCCAGUUCUGCUGGCAGGAGAAGCAGGUUGUGGUAAAUCUAUCCUCACCCAGGAGGUCCUACAUUCUUUGUGUUCAGGGGAGGUGGCCGAAAUGCUGGAUCUUCGUAUACCUAUUAACAAUUCUACAGAUCCCAGGAGAUUGUGGGGAUGUUUAAAAGACCGUCUGGAGUGGCAACAUGGCACAUUACACAGACCAGCAGGAAACAAGAAAUUGUUAUGUUUGCUAGAUGACCUCAACCUUGCUAAGGUGGACAAGAAUGGGAGACAACCUGCCUGUGAGUUUGUUCGUCAGCUGCUUGAUCAAGAAAAAAUAUUCGACCCUUCCUCUUUAAAGUGGAGAACUAUAAGUGAUAUAAUUUACCUAGCCACCUGGAAUACAACAACAGAAAGAUUCUCAAAGCAGAGACUACGCCUGCUCAGGCAUUUCUGUGUCUUAUACUGCCACUAUCCAAGUCAAGAUGAUCAAUUUUCCAUAUUCAGUACCAUUUUGAAAACUCACUUCCUACCUCCAGUCACAGAAUGCAAGGCUGGGGAUUUAGCCACUCCAUCUGCCCAUCACUUCCCAGGAUUGCUUUCAGCUUUUACUACGGUUACCAUAGAGCUACAGGAGAGGCUGAGAAAUGCGUUCCUGAGGACAUCUCAACGUUGUCACUACAUAUUCACACUUCGAGACCUUGCAAAAAUAUUCAGAAAUAUCUGCCUUUCUCUGGAUGGGACUAGCACGGCAGAGCAGCUCAUGCAUUUAUGGAAACAUGAAUGUGACUGGGAGUAUGGACAUCGGAUGUCUAGCUCUGUGGAUCGCAGCAGAUAUCAACAAGAGUUUACCGUCGCAUCAAAGAAAGUAUUUAAUGAGGAAGAGUUGCAGAUCCUCCUCAGCCCUCAUCAGCCCGUGUUUAGUAGCAUUAUGGAAGAUGAAGGUGGUUUAAUAACCACAGUAGCUAAGCAGCAGGACACAAAUGUGUUCAGAAGAAACGAGAAGGCAUGCAGCACCAUUCGCAUUUUAGAUGGCUACCAGCAAACAUUUAAUUUGACCCACACGGAGGAAUUAUUGGCAGAGGCACUGCAAGAAUACAACAAAGUCAACCCAAGAAUGAGCAUCACUUUUUAUAAGUGUACUGUCGAACUAUUAUCUCGCUUGACUCGAAACCUGGGAAGCCCUAAUGGUAGCGCGCAUACAAUGCUGUGUGGAGAAGGGUGUCUCCGUACCAGCAGCUCCGUAGCUCGACUUGCAGCGCAUCUUUCUGGUUUCACGGUGGUCCAGAUUGGAUCACAUAACAACGCGGACAAGAAAGACCAAGGAGCCAAAUUCUUAAAAUCGCAGCUGGUAGACUGUUAUGUGAAAGCUGGACUGAAGGGCCAGAAGACUUUGCUUUUGCUCUCAGAAGAGGAGAUCGAUUCCACAGCGUUGGCUUAUAUGACUGAGUUUGUUGUUUUUGGAUCAGUAGCUCACCUAUUCACAUCUGAGCAACAAGCCACCAUAGCAAAUGCUAUGAGAAACGAGGUGACCAAUGCCGGGCUCACAUACUCCAAAGAGAACGCCUGGAAGCUUUUCCUACAGACCGUGCAGCAAAACCUUCGCUGGCUUCUCAUUCACAGCAGCACAGGUCCUUCGUUUCACAAGUGGUGCCUGGAAUUUUCUUCACUUAUUAAUUCAAUAAAUGUUUACUUUUUGCCACAAUGGUCACGUGAAAAUCUAGUUGAACAUGCAAGCUAUCAUAUUGGAGAUCUAGAAAUGCUGACCAUGGAAGAAAGAGAAAAUGUUUGUCAUCUCCUGUCAUCCAUGCACAUAUCUAUUGUGACAAGUGAUAAAUCAACACAAGGGAAAUAUGGAAUCAUCACAAAUGCAACAUUUGAAAACUUUGUCCAGUGUUUUAAAUUCUUAAUGAAAGAGCAGUAUAAUGAUGUAAUCAAGAAACAUGAGAUGGCAAAGGAAGCACUUGGCCACAUUGCAGAAAAGCUGAGGUGUCAUGAAAAGCUGACAGAUGAUCUUUUGCAUCAGAAGACUGUCCUUGAAGAACACAAGGAAGGGACCGUGAAAAUCUUACAUCAGAUUGCCCAAGACAAAGCUGUAGUGGAACAAAAGAUCCAAAUUGUCCACCAGCAGUUACAGAAAAUUAAAAAAUUAAAAACUCUCCUACCUGAAUAUCAACUAGCACAUGAAAGAGCAAAGUAUAAGUGUUCUGCUAUCUUAGAAAAUAUCAAGGAGCUAGUACAUCGCAUUGAUGUAAGGGCUCUAGGAGAACUACGUUCAAUGCAAAAGCCUGAUGUGGAUAUUGAAGAACUUAUGGCAUCUGUCAUUAUUUUACUGAAAUCACCUAACACUGACCUCACCUGGGCAAAGGGAGCAAAGAGGCAGAUGGCAAAUAUUGACCGCUUCCUGAAUGAGCUAAUAACCUUCAGCAGUGCUAAGAUGCCUCAGUCCACCUUAGAACUUCUAGAAGCUAACAUGAAAAAAGCGCAGUUCACACCUGAGAACAUGGAGAGGAAGUCUGGUGGGAACGUGGCAGCAGGUAGCCUUAUGAGAUGGCUUCAAGGUGCAGUACAGUACUACAGGAUAUUGGCAUCCAAGGUAAAACCUUUACAAAGUAAAGUGGAAGAAAUGACUAUUGCUUUACAAGAAGCAGAACAGAAAAUGACAACUUUACAGCAGAGAAAGCACGCACUUAUUCUGAGGCUAAGUGACCUAGAGAGGGGAUUUGAAGAAGCCACCGUUCAUAAAAACAAGCAACAGCAAAGGACUAUUGAAAUCUCCCAGAAGCUGGAGCAAGCAGCAAAUGUAGCACAGCUUCUCGAAGAGGAGAAGAAGAAAUAUGCUUUGGUUGUGAGUUCCCUUCCAGAGAGACUCAGUGGUAUCCCUGGCAGCACAGCAAUGGCGGCAGGACUAGUAUCCUACUUGGGUGCUUAUGAGCACAACUUUAGACAAUUUAUGCUAACCAUGGAGUGGCCCAUGGCGUUGAAAGAAAAAGGACUCCCAUUAAUGAUCGAUUCGAUUGAUCCUGUCAAAGGACGCUUAGUUGAAUUUUCUGUUAUUUUCACCUCUGAGUCUCCUGUGGAAAAUCAAAGGAAUGAUUUGAACUGCAAAACAGAACAAGAAGCAAAAAGGAUUGAAGAUGGUGACAACUCGUAUCCUGACCAUAUUGAAACCAACCUAAAUAGGCUGUUGAUGCAUACAAAGUUCUCACCAAUAAUUACUGAGGAGUUAUAUGUAGACUACAUAAAGGCUCUGUUAAGAAGAAUUGUGAAAGAAUCUGAUAUCAAAAGAUGGGCAGCAAAAGACUGGACACCUCAGCAGAUGGAGAACGCAGCUAUACUUUUGUGUUCUUGGCAGCGCCCUGUGUUGCUGAUAGACUCGUGUUUUGAAGCAGAGAAAUGGGUUCUAGAAAUUCUGGAGACAUCUUUGGGGAAGUCUUUGUCUUGCAUAAACCUGCAGGCAAGGAAGGAUAGCAGCGUCUUGGCACCAAUUGAAAAAGCCAUUAUAUCUGGGACUCCAUUGAUUCUAAACAACUACAGCAGCAAAUGGGAUGACUUAUUGAUACCUCUCAUUGAUCACUGUAGCGCUACUGUGGAUAAAGACAAUCAUCAAGAUUCAUCUUCAAUUGUUUCGUUCAAUGGACAUAGGCUUUUGUGCUCAAAUCAGUUUCAACUCUUCUUGGCACCGGCUGAAUUAGAGCCCUGUUUUAAUAACGAUAUAAGUGCUGGAACAACUAUAAUUAAUUACGAUUCCUCUGAAGGAAGUCUAUUGGAAUUGUUACUAAGAAGAGCUUUUCAAAAACUCCAGCCAGAUCACCAUCGCCAAUUAAUGAAAAUAUCAAACUUUAUAAUGGAACAGCAGCAGACUCUUGAAGAAUUGGAUAUUAAAACAAGAGAAUGUAUUUCUUCAUCUGCUUUAAACAAUCUGGAUGAUACAGACAACCUAACUGCAAUCUUUGAAAAGAAGCGGACAGUGUUCAAAGUGCUUGAAGAGGCUAAAUCAGAUUUUGCCGGUCUGCUGGUAUUAAGAGACAAGCUUUAUCCUUUAGCCCACCAAGGAGCUCAGUUUUAUGUAAUCCUCAAGUCUCUUAGGUCUCUUGCUGCUGAAUAUUAUUUUUCUAUAGAUUUUUUCCUGAAACUGUUUGACUUUGCAAUUGGAAGAAUGAAUGAUUCACAUGAAGAUAAUAUACAGGUGGCAAAUCAGGAUUUAGUGAAUGAGUCUCUUGCUGCACCUUACCUUCAAGGAACGAACCCAGAGCUUCAUGUUCCAGUAGACCUUCAACAUCAAAAGCAAGAGGAAUCAGAAGAUACCGUACCUGAUACAGGACCUGAUAGAGUGGAGUCCUGCCGCACUGCUGGAGUUUACGGCUUCAGCCUAUCUUUCAAUCAGAUUAGGAAGCUGAUGGAUCAAUUAACUCAGGCAGUGUACCAAAGCCUGAUUCAAAGUUUACUGCCAGAACAUAGUACCCAGGCCUGUGCUCUUCUGUUCCUGUGCAAACAGCAGCUGGAAGAUGGAAAUGCCUUCACGGAAGAGGAGCUUGCAUUUUUUGUUCAAGGAAGCUGUACAUUUGAUAAAACAAAGUGUGAGAAACUUCAUUCUAACUUGAAUCCACCAUCAUGGCUGCCUUCAGAAAAAUGGGAAAAUGUAACGGUGUUAUCAACAAUUUCAGCACCCCUGGGAUCAUUAUAUGCACAGGUUUCAGAAAAUUCUUCAAUUUGGGAAAGCUGGUACAACUCAGACUGUUGGCAAGCUGAAAGUGCAGAUUGCACAAGUGGUAAAGAAACAGCUGUAGACACAGUUGUUCAACUUCCUGACUGUGGCAAUGCUGGAUCUCUGCUCAGUGACUUUCACCAACUGCUUGUUCUACAAGCUCUUCGGCCAGAACACACUCCUGAAGCUUUAGCUCGCUAUGUUGCCAAGUCAUCAAGCGAGCUUGCUUUUGAGGACUUCUUACCCGGUGUAGAGGAAAUUUCAAGACUGGAAGAAAAUAUGCUUGGUAUCCUGGUGUUACUGCCUUCUACAAAGAGCUGUAGUUUAUCGUAUAGUGGCGCGAUUAUGAGCCAUAAACCCAAAAUCGCCAUUUCCAAUGCAGCCAAGAAGAAAAACAUCCCCCUUUUUAUAGUAAGUAUGAGAAAUGACAACGAGGGGGAGGUGAAAUCAACAUUAACUGAUGCCAUGAGUCAAAAUGGAUGGCUUAUGAUCGAAAAUCUUCAUCUGGCAUCAAAGAACGAUUUCAAAAACCUUUAUAGGAGCCUAACUUAUGCCACGAAAAUGCAAGUUUCACAGAAGGAAGACAGACGGUUUUGCGUCUGGCUGAUGUAUGAGUGCGGUGCAUCCAUCCCUCAGACUCUCCUAGCACGACUUAAGAAAGUAUCCUGGCACAUCUUCUUGCUGAAUCAGAUAAGCAAUAAUAUAUGGCAGAGGGAUAUCGCUUUUAUUGAUUCUCUACCACGACUGCUAUCUUUAGCAAUUAUGUCAGCGCUAGAUCAUUUUGAAGAACUGAUGACUGAAAACAUGAAUGAAAGCCCUCCUUUGGGUUUGAAACUCUGUUUUGGAGUAUGCAUAAUACAUGGAAUUAUUCAAACACAGAAGCUGUACCCCAGGACAGGACUUAAUAACGUAAUGGACAUUGGCUCCGUACAGCUAAAUCAGGCCCUGACUGUAGUCUUAUCUGCCUGUAAAGAAAAUAAAAUGCCUGAUGAAGUGGCUGGAGCAGUGAAAGAUGGUGUGACUUCUAUAUAUGCCAAUCAUACCUGGAGACCAGAAGACACAGAUUACGUUGAAGCACUCGUGCAAGAAGUCGUGUCUAGUAUUCUUAACCAAGAGGACCUGAUUGUUAUUGACAACCUUACAAUCCCUAUACCCCCUGCGGAUGUGAAGCCUUCACAAUAUUCCAGCUGGCUGGCUGACCGCAUGCCAUCAAAUUGUUCGAUGAAAGAACAACUUUUACCAAGGAGUGCUGAUAAAUCUGUUAAGGAGAAAUUCUCUUUAGGAUUCAUGCAGAGCCUGGCCACAGUGUAUGAUGCCAUGAAGAUAUCAUUGCCUCUGUAUAAACCAGGAGAUAUGUGUUCCAGAAAAGACAUGGCUCUUCUGCAUACAUCUUUGGAAAGAAUCUCGGAACAGCUUCCUCCUUUAAUUCAGGUUGAUGAAUCAGAUCCACCUUCCAACAAUUUUCUGAAUAAUCGUGUUGCUGAAGGAGAACUACAAGUCAGUAAAUGCAUACUUUUACAGGAAUGCCGACAAAUGAACGCAUAUCUGAGACACAUCAAACUGAGUAUUUCAGAGUUAUCAAGCUGCCUGAUGACGGGUUUAAUUGCAACACAUACUCAAAACCAAAAGAUUGCAGAGGCUUUACUGAAAGGAGAAGUACCACAGCCAUGGUUUUAUUCACAUGGUGGCUAUUCGGAAUCUCAAACUAUCACCAGCUGGCUGCAAGAUCUGCACAAGAAGCACACACAGCUAAAGCAAUGGAUGAAGAAAGGAUUGAUGCCUUUUGCCAAGGGUGAAAAGGGGGCCCUGACCUCUGUAAGGCUCGGGGGACUAUUUGACCCAGAGGCAUUGAUCCUGGCUCUGAGAGUGGAGUUUGCAGCUCAUCACAGAUAUCCAUUACACGAGGUGGUACUCCAAUGUCGGAUAGCUGAAUACCCUGAUUACAAGCCUGACACGGAAGGAUAUCCCCUCUACAUUGAGAAUCCUGUCUUAUACGGUGCCACGUGGGAUUAUAAAAAUAACCAUUUAAUUGAGUCAAGGGAUGCCAGCCAGCUCUUACCAUUUGUCAUCAUAACUCCAGUUCAUGGAAAACAUAAAGAUCAUGGUCAAGAGAUAUAUGAAUGUCCUGUGUACAUGGACAGCACUAUGCAGAACUGUGUGAUGAGGCUCCCUCUUACAUGCACAAAACCUGUGAGACAAUGGAAUCUCCGAAGAGUAGCUAUUAUCCUAAAUCCAGGCAUUGAUACUACUGAAUCUAGGACUGCACCAUAUGUAAAUGUGCUGGCAAACGUUCCAGUGAUUAACACACGGACCAAAAUGUAUAAAUCAUCACACUCAAACAUUUUCAGCAGAGCAAGCAAGGGCAAAGCUCCUGUCAGUACACAAACACAACAACCAAAUACACCAGGCAGCAAUGAUGCAUUUGUAAUUAAUAAUACUGUGGUAUCAGACAAAGACCACUCCAAUGCACUUCUGGAAGAUGUUGCAAAUGUGAUGACUAGUGAAACUAAACUUUCUGUCAUGUCACCGUUAUUCACUAAUGAGACAUUGUCAGAUCAACAAGAUGAGGAAUCUUUCAGAGAGGAUACCCCUGCACACCAAAAAGUCACCAUAUCUGAUAAUGAGGCCGGGAAAUGGCAGAAAGGCAGAGAUAUAGAAAGAAAAGGAAUUGUGGUAUCUGAAGGAUGUGCAAACAAAGCAGAAGAAGCGAUCAUUGACAACGAUUCAAUGGUACAUACAAGAAUUUCUGCUUAUGAGCCGUCUUAUAAUGAGCAUGGUCAUGGACAUAACAAUGGCAACUUUGAUGAGGCUGAAAAUAAAAGCUACAAAGAAGCUUUUGAUAAAGAGAGAGGAGACAGCUUCCAAGAAAGUCUACCUAGUGGUGAUGAUUUUGAAACAAGUGAAAACCAAGCCAGCUAUAAUUAUGGAUCGAACAAUGAAGAUAAUAAGGAGCAUAUAUUUGAUUAUAACGUUGACAGCAGAUGGAAUGCCAAUGACAACACAGGUGCCUUGAAGGAUCACAGUAUAAAGAUCGAGGCUGAUGACAUCAGAGAAAAUAUACAAUAGGUACAGAUUAAUGGAAAGGCGAUACUCAUAGUGAAAAUGUCAACGUUACUAGGGCCAAAUAUAUUGGAUGCAGGACAGUGUGAAUUGUCAUGACUAUUAACGAUGAAACUUCAAUAAAACAGAUACAAAAUAAUCUAUUAUCUGAAUGAUUUAAAGUGUACAAGACAGGGAAGUCGUGGAGAAAAUGCAGUAAAGUUUAUAUAAAAGAAAAAAACUGUUAUGUACAAUAAAUAUGGUGGAUGAAUGUU